CUCCAUUGCUCCUUCACGCGCCGCGACUGAUAAAUCCAUUUAGUUACCAGAACUUAACUUUUUAUUUACUUUCGCAAACCUUCAAUCUACCCUAGGUACAAAGCACUUGUCUACACACAUGUGCAUUGCGCAUGCAACUGGUCUCUUUCAUCCACUAACCUUCCAACCUCCAAACGCAAACGCAAACUAUUAAAUCAAUUCCCGGCAACACAAAACCCAAUCCCAACUUCACUUAUCAUCACAUUGGUAUUCCGACAAUAUGUCUUCCAAGAAGGCUGACGAGAAGAAGGAGCCGGGCAACAACGGCGCCGAUGAGUUGUCCAACUUGAUCGAGGACCUCCUGAACACGUUGUCCACCAAGUUCGAUGGAGUCUCUAACGAGAUAUUCUCUAAGAUGGAUGAGAUGGCUAAGCGCAUCGACAACCUCGAGUCCUCCCUUCGAGCCGGCGACGACCCCUCUAACAGCUCUCCAUCGAAAUCCUAGUGAAUGCAUAAUGCAUACUACCUAGGUACACAAAGGGAGGAAAUACGGUGGUAAUCAUUCUGAGCAUUGCAUGGCGUCACGGAGGUUUAGGGGAGUUCGGAAGUAACACAUGGAACAUGCAUGACCAGGACUGAGUAAC
This is a messenger RNA of Hypoxylon fragiforme, 623 nucleotides long. RefSeq names its product heat shock factor binding protein 1-domain-containing protein. The record is from RefSeq and is a predicted model, not a curated record. The transcript is spliced from 3 exons. NCBI's taxonomy places the organism in Eukaryota, Fungi, Ascomycota, Sordariomycetes, Xylariales, Hypoxylaceae. Gene Ontology annotation, molecular function: transcription corepressor activity. Gene Ontology annotation, biological process: cellular heat acclimation. Bases 260 to 484 code for a protein of 74 amino acids. Gene Ontology annotation, cellular component: cytosol; nucleus.